GUUACGACUGAAUGGUCACCAAUAGUGUGGCCAUCGUUCAGAUCAAAAUAGCCACCAUUAUAGACCACCAGUACAGUAAUUACAUACUUGAGUCGAUAUAGAUCUUAUCUACAAUAAAGGUCUGCUGGUUGGUAUGAUUUAUAUAAAAUACUAGAAUGUCCAAUCCCGAUGAUAUGGAUGAGUUCAUAACACUUUUGGAGGAAACAGGAGCUGAAAUAUCAGACGCGGAAUUGGCGUCAAUGAAAAGGUUAUGUACAAUAAUACCAGAGAGUCAGCGAUGUAAAAUGACACAUGCAAGCGAACUAUUUCUGGCACUGGAAAAAAGGAAAGUUAUAUCACCAACAAACACAUCAUAUUUAUACAAGGUUUUGGAGCUAAGAUCUGUUGGACGGGCUAAGCUAGCAGCUAAAUUGAAGAAAUUUAGCGAAACACGCAGAGAGCUUUUACAUGUAACACAAGAUACUGCACAGAGUACGUCGUCUCAUCCAAAACCCAUCAUGACAGGCUCACUAUUAAAGACAAGAAAACGACAAUAUACGGAUGAGGAACCAGAGCAAAAAAUGAAAAAACCCAAAUUAACAGCUUUCAGGAAGCUACUAAAGGAAAUUAGUGAUGAUCUUUGCCCUGAUGAGGUUGAAGAGAUGAAAAAUCUUCUACUUGAUGAACAACUGUCAAGACAAGAUGAACAUAUGUUCACGACUGGAAUGAAACUAUUUCUUUACUUAGAGGGCGCUGGUUACAUUUCAAAUACUAACGUUGAAUUACUGAAAGAGUUAUUGACAUCUAUAAAUAGACAACCUUUAGUGGACAGGCUACAAAAUACCUGUCAUUAG
Messenger RNA from Saccoglossus kowalevskii, 833 nucleotides. RefSeq lists its product as uncharacterized. The record is from RefSeq and is a predicted model, not a curated record. Lineage: Eukaryota; Metazoa; Hemichordata; Enteropneusta; Harrimaniidae. Gene Ontology annotation, biological process: positive regulation of neuron apoptotic process; apoptotic process; proteolysis. Gene Ontology annotation, molecular function: protein binding; cysteine-type endopeptidase activity. Gene Ontology annotation, cellular component: cytoplasm.